AUGGGGCGACGAUCGAUAAAUACCACCAAGAGUGGUAAAUACAUGAAUCCUACGGAUCAAGCUCGUAAGGAAGCCCGCAAGAAAGAGCUUAAGAAAAAUAAACGGCAACGUCAAAUGGUUCGAGCUGCUGUGCUUAAGAUGAAAGACCCUACACAGAUUUUAGAAGAGCUACAAAAAAUUGAUGAAAUGGAAUAUAAUGUUUUACAACCAUCACCACUCAAUGAAAAGGUGUUGAAAGAGAAGAGAAAGAAAUUAAAAGAAACAUUUGAUAGAGUACUUAAGAUGUAUUACAAAGAUGAUCCUGAAAAGUGGGUUGAUCUAAAACGCCAAGAGGUGGAAUAUGAAAAACGGAGAGCCCACUUGAUAUCCUACUAUGAAUCUGUGAAGCAUGCCCAAUCCGUGCAGGUUGAUGAUAUACCUCUUCCGACAUUGCAGGUUCCCGAUAAUUUGAUCUAUGGAAAUCUACCAUUACAAAUACCUCUACCGGCAGACAGUCUGCAUCCAAAUGCACCUAUAAAACCCAUACUAAAGAAGGACUCUGUGUACAAGGAAAGACCUUCGGGUCUAGAACCACCAGGUGUGCCACCAGGUCCGCCGCCUGAUUAUGGUUGUCUCUUGGCAGAAGUCAACAAGCUACAAUCUUUAAUGGAGAAGAAAACUCUUCGAUUCUCAGACAUUCCCGAUGAAGGUCCACCGGGUCUUAACAUGCUAGCUCCUCGUGGUCAUCUAGAAGAUUUGGAUGGUGAAGCAAUGGAUGAAGAUCGACCCCAGAGCCCUGGUGUCCCCGCUGCGGCUCCUAAGCCCACCUCACUGCAGCAACGGAUGUUGGCGCUCUCAGGCCAGAAUAUAGACGACUUUAUGAAAGAGAUGGAAGAGGUUCAUCGCAAGAGGGAAAGAGAUAGAGCUGCUGAUUUGAGCGCUAGGUUAAGUGCUCUUAAGCGCUCAGGCGUACCAAAUGGUCGUGAUAGCGAUACUGACAGCGAGCCAGAAGGACAAACGAACAUGCAGCUCAAUGAUAACAUUGAACCACCUGGCGCUGAGGUUAGGGGGAUACCACCACCGCUGUUGCCUGGUCUUCGUCCACCGAUGUUACGAAUGCCUCCAGGAGCACCGCCCGGGGCUCCACCCGGUGUGCCCCCUGCGCCCCCACCGGGAAUUCCUUUGGGAGCUAUGCCACCAGGACCACCCCCUGGUCUCCCAGGGAGAGGGCCACUCCGACCACCUGGUCCUCCACCGGGUGCCCCUCCACGUCUCCUACGGCCGCUCGUUCCACCGCCUCCUCCGCAUGUCUCGGUGUUAUCUGCUGCACCACAGCUUAUAAAAAAGAAGGACGCGUCACAGAGUGCAACUAUAAGCGCCAAGCCUCAAAUACGGAAUCUAUCAGCGGACGUCACCCGCUUCGUACCAUCUGCGUUGCGUGUGAAACGUGAAGACAAGAGGGCCAGACCUGAACACAAGACAAUGGUGCACAGAACCGAGGCUCCCAAACAGCCGACCAAAGACGACGCUUACAUGCAGUUUAUGAAGGAAAUGGAGGGGUUAUUAUAG
Messenger RNA from Leptosia nina, 1548 nucleotides. NCBI's taxonomy places the organism in Eukaryota, Metazoa, Arthropoda, Insecta, Lepidoptera, Pieridae. The record is from the annotation of a GenBank genome assembly.